GCCGGGUGGGGGGCGGCGGCCAGCAUGCGGCCCCGUAGCGCCCUGCCCCGCCUGCUGCUGCCGCUGCUGCUGCUGCCCGCCGCCGGGCCGGCCCAGUUCCACGGGGAGAAGGGCAUCUCCAUCCCGGACCACGGCUUCUGCCAGCCCAUCUCCAUCCCGCUGUGCACGGACAUCGCCUACAACCAGACCAUCAUGCCCAACCUUUUGGGGCACACGAACCAGGAGGACGCGGGCCUGGAGGUGCACCAGUUCUACCCGCUGGUGAAGGUGCAGUGCUCGCCCGAGCUGCGCUUCUUCUUGUGCUCCAUGUACGCGCCCGUGUGCACCGUGCUGGAGCAGGCCAUCCCGCCGUGCCGCUCCAUCUGCGAGCGCGCGCGCCAGGGCUGCGAGGCGCUCAUGAACAAGUUCGGCUUCCAGUGGCCCGAGCGCCUGCGCUGCGAGCACUUCCCGCGCCACGGCGCCGAGCAGAUCUGCGUGGGUCAGAACCACUCGGAGGACGGCGCGCCCGCGCUGCUCACCACCGCGCCGCCGCCGGGCCUGCAGCCGGGGGCCGGGGGCACGCCGGGCGGCCCGGGCGGCGGCGGUGGCGGCGGCGGCUCGCCCCCGCGCUACGCCACGCUGGAGCACCCGUUCCACUGCCCGCGCGUGCUCAAGGUGCCGUCCUAUCUCAGCUACAAGUUCCUGGGCGAGCGCGAUUGCGCGGCGCCCUGCGAGCCAGCGCGCCCCGACGGCUCCAUGUUCUUCUCGCAGGAGGAGACGCGCUUUGCGCGCCUGUGGAUCCUCACCUGGUCGGUGCUGUGCUGCGCCUCCACCUUCUUCACCGUCACCACGUAUCUGGUGGACAUGCAGCGCUUCCGCUACCCCGAGCGGCCCAUCAUCUUCCUGUCGGGCUGCUACACCAUGGUGUCGGUGGCUUACAUCGCCGGCUUCGUGCUCCAGGAGCGCGUGGUGUGCAACGAGCGCUUCUCCGAGGACGGCUACCGCACGGUGGUGCAGGGCACCAAGAAGGAGGGCUGCACCAUCCUCUUCAUGAUGCUCUACUUCUUCAGCAUGGCCAGCUCCAUCUGGUGGGUCAUCCUGUCGCUCACCUGGUUCCUGGCAGCCGGCAUGAAGUGGGGCCACGAGGCCAUCGAGGCCAACUCGCAGUACUUCCACCUGGCGGCCUGGGCCGUGCCGGCCGUCAAGACCAUCACCAUCCUGGCCAUGGGCCAGAUCGACGGCGACCUGCUGAGUGGCGUGUGCUUCGUGGGCCUCAACAGCCUGGACCCGCUGCGGGGCUUCGUGCUGGCGCCGCUGUUCGUCUACCUGUUCAUCGGCACGUCCUUCCUGCUGGCCGGCUUCGUGUCGCUCUUCCGCAUCCGCACCAUCAUGAAGCACGACGGCACCAAGACGGAGAAGCUGGAGCGGCUGAUGGUGCGCAUCGGCGUCUUCUCGGUGCUCUACACGGUGCCCGCCACCAUCGUCAUCGCCUGCUACUUCUACGAGCAGGCCUUCCGCGAGCACUGGGAGCGCUCGUGGGUGAGUCAGCACUGCAAGAGCCUGGCCAUCCCCUGCCCGGCACACUACACGCCGCGCAUGUCGCCCGACUUCACCGUCUACAUGAUCAAAUACCUCAUGACGCUCAUCGUGGGCAUCACGUCGGGCUUCUGGAUCUGGUCCGGCAAGACGCUGCACUCGUGGCGUAAGUUCUACACGCGCCUCACCAACAGUCGGCACGGCGAGACCACGGUGUGAGCGAGGGGCGCCCCCUGCCCGGGAUGGGGGGCUCCAACAGACUCUUUUAUUUUUUUAAAUAAAGAACAAUCGAAACCAUUUCUUUUUUUUUUAAGGUUGCUUUCUAAAGGGAACUCUGCACACACACACACACACACACAAACACACCCCCAUCAGGUUUGUAAUUAAAACUGUAAAUAGUCUUUGUAAAUUUAAUGAUUUAUUUUCUAUUUAGAAAAGAAAAACCGGGGAAAACCUAGAGAGUCCCCAGGGCCGAAGAAGGAUGGGUAGCCGUGGGGCUCUCUGGGCUUUGGUGGCCCCCUAGUUGGAAAUUUGGGGUGACUGGGCAGGGCUACGCCCUUUGGAAGAGCUGGCUGGGAGGGCCAGGAGGGUCGUGGGGUGCCACAUCUGAAGCCAAAUCUAUGGCUGGGGCCUGUAAGCUGCCAGGGUUUGGGGCAAGAUUGAUUUUCUUGUUGUUGGUUUUCUUCCCCUUUCCCAGUUUCUUUCCCUGCCUGUCCUGCCUCCAAUAUUAGAUCUCUGAACCUCCCAACUGAGAUGAGGACUGGAAAACGCAAGAUUAAAAACCACCAUCCUCGACCUGGGAUUGGGAGAAGGGCGGGGGCGGGGGAGCUUGCGGGGAAACAGUCCCAAACUUCUGUCCAUUCCCCUACUCAACUCACUCCCCGGGCGAGGGGGCAGAAAGUCCUGGGGAAGUGUGCUUUGCACCCUUGCCCGCCAUGCCAUGCCAUCUUACCUUGAACCCUGAUCCUCGCUGCCUUCAUUUUUAGGGGGAGCACUAGCCUUUGCAUAUUUAUUCACAGAGUUGGGGUUUGGAAAUGCCCGGGGCCUCCCCCGCCCCUCCCUUCUUUCCCCUGGCGUCUGCCCCAGGUUGGGGUCCCUAACCAAAUAAUGUAGGUGGUCUUCAGGUUUGUAGUUUGCGGGCUGGUUUGUGUGUUACAUGUGGGCUCUUGCUGUUUGGGUUUAUUUUCAAAAAGCAAUAAAAAUGGA
This is a messenger RNA of Sorex araneus (European shrew), 2721 nucleotides long. RefSeq names its product frizzled class receptor 2 (gene FZD2). The record is from RefSeq and is a predicted model, not a curated record. Gene Ontology annotation, biological process: non-canonical Wnt signaling pathway; canonical Wnt signaling pathway. The transcript has a single exon. The coding region runs from base 25 to 1734 and encodes 569 amino acids. NCBI's taxonomy places the organism in Eukaryota, Metazoa, Chordata, Mammalia, Eulipotyphla, Soricidae. Gene Ontology annotation, molecular function: Wnt receptor activity; Wnt-protein binding. Gene Ontology annotation, cellular component: plasma membrane.